Durusdinium trenchii is the source of this 531-nucleotide messenger RNA. NCBI's taxonomy places the organism in Eukaryota, Dinophyceae, Suessiales, Symbiodiniaceae. The record is from the annotation of a GenBank genome assembly.
GUGAUGACCAUUCGAGACCCCUUGGAGAUGGUCGUCUCCUCCUAUUGUUACCACCACCGUGGCGCUGAGCCCAGCAAUUCCAUAGCGCAAGGGAUGGUCGAAAUGGGGCCCAAGGAGGGCAUCCCCGAGAUGGCCCGACGGAUGUUGAGAACCGUCCGGGGCAUGGUGGCCAACUUUCAGGAGCGGAAGGAAUCUGAAAUGUAUGUGAGCCACUUCGAGCGAAUGACCGGGAGCUCCCCGGGUUUCAAUCAAACCGUCCAGGAGAUGUUGGACUUCCUCUUCGGCGACGAGGUCUCCGACGACUUCAAGCGCCGGGCACUGGACGCCGCGGUGCACGAGGAUUUGAACCGUGGAGAAUUGGGCUACUCCUUCGACGCCAAACAAGGGACGAAGGUCAACCACACGAGUGAUGAUUCAGAACUGGACGCAGCCCGGUCCUACUUGCCGCUGGUGGACCAGGAGGUGUUGGAAGAGUACAAGGAAAUCCAGAAAGCCCUCGGCUACGCCGUUGGAAGUCCAGCCCUGAAGUAG